GAGCAGGAGACAAGGAACCCUGCUCACCGCACAAGGAUUAGCUGAUCACAAAGGCCAGACUUUGAUCUGUAUGUCACGCCAGACUUCCACAGAGAGAUCAGAAUUCCCAUCAUCAUGAACUGGAACAUGAUCAUCUCGGGGUUUAUUAUAGUAGUGAUCAAAGUUGCUGGAAUGACCGUAUUUCUGCUAUAUUUCCCACAGGUUUUUGGCAAGAGUAAUGAUGGCUUCAUCCCCACGGAGAGCUACAGAACCACUAAUGUGCAGAAUGUCUCACAGAUCUUUGGGAGAAAUAACGAAAGUGUCAUGCCCACAAGGAGCUAUGGAACAGCCUGCCCCAAAGACUGGGAUCUUCACCAAGGGAGAUGCUUCUUCUUCUCCACCUCUGAAUCAUCUUGGAAUAACAGCAGGGAUCACUGUGCAACCAGAGGAUCCACACUGGCAGUUGUCGACACACUAGAGAAACUGAAGUAUCUUCAGGACAUAGCUGAUGCCGAGAAGUACUUUGUUGGUUUGACACGUCAGCCGGGAGGAAAAAGGUGGCGCUGGGUCAACAACUCCGACUUCAAUGGCAAUGUUACAAAUGAGAAUCAGAACUUCCACUGCGUCACUAUAGGCCUGACAAAGACAUUUGAUGCUGCAUCAUGUGACAUCAGCUACCGCUGGAUCUGUGAGAGGACUCCCAGCUGAUCAUGGGUCUCUACAACAAGAGCAAAUAUAUGUCUACAAAGACAGCAAAAGAGAUUGCUUGCAAC
This is a messenger RNA of Microtus oregoni (creeping vole), 752 nucleotides long. It is a transcript of the gene Clec5a, whose product is annotated as C-type lectin domain containing 5A. Bases 115 to 687 code for a protein of 190 amino acids. The record is from RefSeq and is a predicted model, not a curated record. NCBI's taxonomy places the organism in Eukaryota, Metazoa, Chordata, Mammalia, Rodentia, Cricetidae. Gene Ontology annotation, biological process: innate immune response. Gene Ontology annotation, molecular function: virus receptor activity. The transcript is spliced from 7 exons.